AUGUCUGCCUUUAUGUAUACCCACCACCACCACCAGCAACAACAACAACACCCUCACCAUGGUGCCCAUUUGGCUUCACAUAAUCACCAUGGUCGGUCUCGUCGGGCCCCGAAAAUGGCUGCUCAGAAUCCUCAGCGUCAAUUCCGGGGUGUCAAGAGCAUGCGAGAGCUCGCCGAGGCUCCCGCUGUGACAGCUUUCCGUGCGAGAUUCGAAGCCGGCCGAUCUUUCGAUCUGGAUGAUGACUUGGAGUUCUGCCCCAAUCUCCUAACUGAGGACGAUCUUCAUUCCAUUCACUCCGCCUCGUCCGAUAGAUCUUCGCUAUCUAGCGGAUCACCGAACACUUCGCCUUUGCAGCACCAGAUUCAGCCUGUGCAACAGGUCACUCCUUCAAUCUCUCUUUCUCCCGCCUCUGCCAAUGCUUAUGUCCACGCGGGCAUUUCUGGUAACCCUAAUCAACUCAACUACGGGCAACAGUCUUCUGCCAAUCGGACCCGCAAAGUCAUUCCUAUCAUUAAUCCUAAUACUGGGAUGACUUUAGCCAGCCCACCCUCUUCCAUUUCUCCCGCCAUGAUGCAGACUGUCCAGCGCCGCUGGUGA
Molecule: messenger RNA, 597 nt
Organism: Penicillium taxi
Lineage: Eukaryota; Fungi; Ascomycota; Eurotiomycetes; Eurotiales; Aspergillaceae
Product: DUF4452 domain-containing protein
Exons: 2
Coding region: 1-597 (198 amino acids)
Source: RefSeq, a predicted model, not a curated record